AUGGGAAUCUGGGAUGCCAUUUGGGUUGGUAACGGAGCUAUCAAUUGCAGCGCUCCAUACAUUCCUCACGAUGCAUCGGUGGAACGUCUUCGUCUCAACUAUGCAUUUGGUGACAGAAUUAAUGUGACAUGUGAUGCAAUAACCGCCCAUCGCCACGCCUACUGCAGUGCCCCAGCCGUACCACCUAACUCAACCAAUCAGAACCCACGUCUCUCAUACAAAGAAGGUGACAAUAUCAACGUAACAUGUAACGAGGGUUCUGGAUGGUACCCUUUGGAAUGUUCUGACGGAAUAUGGAUCGGACAGAAUAGUGUCUGCCCAAAGCCCACCAUAGGAGCUAUCAAUUGCAGCGCUCCAUACAUUCCUCACGAUGCAUCGGUGGAACAUCUUCGUCUCAACUAUGCAUUUGGUGACAGAAUUAAUGUGACAUGUGAUGCAAGUGAUGAAUACUUUACUCUUCAAUGUCAUAACAAAGGCUUGUGGAGCGGACCCGUCGUUUCCUGUCCAAGGUCCAACGUAACAAUACCCGCUGCAGUAACCGUCCAUCGCCACGCCUACUGCAGUGCCCCAGCCGUACCACCUCACUCAACCAAUCAGAACACACGUCUCUCAUACAAAGAAGGUGACAAUAUCAACGUAACAUGUAACGAGGGUUCUGGAUGGUACCCUUUGGAAUGUUCUGACGGAAUAUGGAUCGGACAGAAUAUUGUCUGCCCAAAGCCCACCAUAGACUGCAACCAACCAAUCAUACCCGCCGUUUCAUCGCUGGGCACCUACAGGUCUCAUUACAAGGUCGACGAGGUGGUUAACAUCACAUGUCAAACAUCCCUUGAUUCCAUUCUUUGGGAAUGCCAAAAAGAUGGUCAGUGGCGCGGACCAGAGAUUCGCUGCCCCGUCUCUCAACCUAUAUCAUCCGGUGAUGCUGCAGGGAGAGUUGGAGAAAAGCCUGUAGAAAAGUGGCACGGACGAGAUUUGAUAACUACUGGUCUCCUAGUAGCAGCAGUGAUAAUGUUUGUCCUAGUACUGAUGUCCAUGGUGGCCUUCUCCAUAUCUUUCAAAGGGUGGCACUCGGGAUCAGCCAAAGAUGAUAAAAACGCCGACCGAGGACCACUCCCGGAUGUUCCUGGAGGAUACGCGGACUAUCUUGUAGGAGAAAAGUCUCUGUACACCGAACCAUACUUAAAACCAAGCAGCAUUCCACAUGGAUAUGAGACCUACGAAAAGCCAAUGUAAUUGACGAUACUAUUAUGUUGUAAGAAACUAGAAACCGGAAUCUUCGAUCAGGAAAGUUGAAAUGUUGAA
Messenger RNA from Lytechinus pictus (painted urchin), 1302 nucleotides. RefSeq lists its product as uncharacterized. The transcript is spliced from 8 exons. The record is from RefSeq and is a predicted model, not a curated record. Lineage: Eukaryota; Metazoa; Echinodermata; Echinoidea; Temnopleuroida; Toxopneustidae. The coding region runs from base 1 to 1233 and encodes 410 amino acids.